AUGAAUCCACUUCCCAUUGAUUCCAAAACAGGUGUUCUACCAAACCCCACUCUCCUUCGCACUCGUCAACCUCAAGCCAAUUCUCCCGGGCCAUGUGCUCGUCUCCCCCGGCGCGUCGUCCCGCGCGUCGCCGACCUUAGCGCCGCAGAAACCAGUGACCUCUUUCUGACGGUGCAGCGCGUCGGGCGCAUGGUGGAGCGGGUGUACGGAGCUUCGAGUCUGAAUAUCGCAGUCCAGGACGGUGUUCAUGCGGGUCAGAGUGUGCCGCAUGUGCAUGCACACAUUAUCCCUCGCAAAGCGGCAGACCUCGAUCAUCGCGGCGGGACGGAUGCUGUGUAUGAUUUGCUGGAUGGAGAGGAAGGUGAUAUUGGAAAGACAUUGCGGGAGACUGGUGCGACGGGCGAAUCUCGAGAAUCACCGGAGCAGAAAUCCAGCAGGAGGUCGCGCUUCCCGGCGGUGGACGACCACCAGCGUAAGCCGAGAAGCGAUGAGGAGAUGAGGGUCGAGGCGGAGAUGCUGGCACAAGAGAUGGAGAAGGAGGUCGAUUAA
This is a messenger RNA of Penicillium alfredii, 549 nucleotides long. RefSeq lists its product as uncharacterized. Lineage: Eukaryota; Fungi; Ascomycota; Eurotiomycetes; Eurotiales; Aspergillaceae. The transcript has a single exon. The coding region runs from base 1 to 549 and encodes 182 amino acids. The record is from RefSeq and is a predicted model, not a curated record. Gene Ontology annotation, molecular function: catalytic activity.